Physella acuta is the source of this 3267-nucleotide messenger RNA. RefSeq names its product exonuclease 1. Gene Ontology annotation, biological process: DNA recombination; mismatch repair. Lineage: Eukaryota; Metazoa; Mollusca; Gastropoda; Physidae. The record is from RefSeq and is a predicted model, not a curated record. Gene Ontology annotation, cellular component: nucleus. Gene Ontology annotation, molecular function: DNA binding; 5'-flap endonuclease activity; metal ion binding.
UUUGAUAUUUACCACUUGAUGAGCUAUGGGCAUUCAAGGCCUGCUGCCAUUUUUGAAAAAGAUCCACAAACCAGUGAACAUUGCAGAGUUUGAGGGCUGCACUGUGGCUAUAGAUGCCUACUGCUGGCUGCACAAAGGUGCAUUCUCGUGCGCAGAGAAGCUCGCACUUGGAGAGAAAACAGACCAAUAUGUUUACUACUGUAUGAAGUACAUCGACUACAUGUUGAAAAACAACAUCAAACCUAUCCUUGUGUUUGAUGGCUGUCACCUAAAGUCUAAAGCUGAUGUAGAAAAGUCUAGAAGAGAAAAAAGAGAGCUCCAUCGCAAAAAAGCUGCCCAGUUUCUGCGAGAAGGGAGGCGAGGGGAAGCUAAAGAAUGUCUGCAGAGAUGUGUUGACAUAACCCCACAGAUGGCCCUGGAACUUAUGAACGUGUGUCGAGACAGAGGGGUAGAUUGUAUUGUAGCACCUUAUGAAGCUGAUGCCCAACUUGCCUACCUGAACCUGAAGGGAAUCGCACAAAUCAUCAUCACGGAAGAUUCUGAUCUCCUGCUCUUUGGCUGUGAUAAGGUCGUAUUCAAGAUGGAUUUCUAUGGGAAUGGGACGCUGAUAGAGAAAGCCAGACUCAAUGAAGUUUUAUCCAUGCAAGGGGGAUGUUACACUUUUGAGAAGUUCCGUCACAUGUGCAUUUUGUCUGGCUGCGACUACCUGUCAUCACUACCUGGGAUUGGCUUGGCCAAGGCGUGUAAAGUCUUCAAGACAGCCAGACAGCCGGACAUAGCUCUGGUACUGAAGAAGUUACCCAGCUACCUGAAGAUGAACCUGACAGUUACACCUGAGUAUAUUCAAGGCUUUAUCAAAGCUGAGAACACUUUCCUGUACCAGCUUGUGUUUGACCCCAUCAGCAGAACACUUUGCCCUUUGAACCCUUACCCUCCUGAGAUCAAGGUCACGGAACUGGACUAUGCUGGAGAAUAUCUGCCUGAAGAAAAAGCCUAUCAAAUUGCACUUGGUAACAUUGACAUCCACAAUCAUCAGUGUAUUGCAUUUUUCGACCCUGACAGAUUUGAGCCAAAGCAUGCAGCCAAACCAAAAUAUAGAUACCAGCUAAGUAUCUGGGACAGGAAUUACAGAAUCAAGGGUGGGUCUCCAUGUAAACAGAUUCAAGACGUACCGAGGCCUUCCUUACAUGACAAGGAACAAACCGUCAAAGUUAAACUCCUGAAAAAAACUCCGGUCAAGCGGCACAGAGAAAUUUCUAUAGCGCCCGAUCAGAAAACAGAUGAAGAACUUGUUUCCUUAUAUAAAAAUGCUGAGGAAGAAACAACCCCUGACGCUAAAAGAGUCAAAAUUGCUUUGUUCAGUGAGAAGGACGAGUUGUCUCAGCAGGAGAAUCAAGAAAACACAACCUUGCCUGUGAAAACAAUGUCACCAACCAAAUCUUCAUCAGGUCAGAUGUUAGAGCAAAGGUCACGGCAUGGUGACCCAGAUCAGGACAUCGAGCCAGCUGUAGUAAACAAAACAAGAACACAGGAAGGUGCCAGUAGAAAAUCUGCUGCAAACAUUGGAGAUGACGCUUUCAGGACAAACAGUGCAGUGGUGACUGAUAUUAACCCUGCGCUGACCCCAACUAAAAAUAGAAAUGUUUUUGCUGUGUCGUCCAUCUGUGAGAAACAGCCCAAGUUUAAUCUCAACACCCCAGCAGUUGAAGUCAAGAGCAGAUUUUUCCAUAGCAAAAACUUGACUUCCAAAACCAGGAGCCCAGCCAAAAGAAAAUCAUCCCCUUCCCCUCGCAGCUCUCCAGCUAACAAGCAAGAUAAAAAAUCUGAAGCUCAUAACCCCAUCCGUGUUAUGUUUGAAAAAUCUAAAGCUGCCAAAACAGCCCACCACACUUCCGAUGAGGGUCCCAUCACGCAGCAAUCUACCGCAGCUAAAGACUCCUUCAAACAGUUAAAAGGAAACUCAACAACAGUUAUCAAACAAGAGCCGUGUGAAGAUGAACUAUCACCUCAGGUAACAUCCCCAGAAGUGUCCCAGAAUUCAGUUUUCCAGAAAUUUCAGUCCAGCUUUUUAAACAAAAAAAGUGACCAGAAAUCUUCUCCAACUUCUGUGUUCAGCUGGUCCAAGGCUAAGCUAACCAGAAACAAGGAUACUCAACUACUUUCAACUCAAAACUGUGAUGAUAAACAUAAAUCUCUACUCACUGCUGCAAAUAACGUCCAUUUACCAGCAGAUACAAAAAGUGUUUCAGAACUUCCUAAACCUAAAUCACUUUCUAGCUUCUUUAGUUCAUCCUCGUAUCAAGUCAAAAACAAACAAUUCUACUCAACCCAAAAUAUGGGUGUAAAAUCAGAAAUAGAACAUUGUAAUGACGAUGAAAGCAACACUGAUGAUGUUACAGAGUUAAAGUCUUAUUCAUAUGAUGCCUUUUUAAAAACUCUGGACAAAGAUGAUGAUGUUGAAGGUAGCAGUACCCAAAGUACUCAUACAAAAAAAGUAGACAGUCAGAGCAGCAAGAUGGACAGUAAUGAUAUAACCAGUGCCUUGAUGGAAGCAUCCCAGAGAAGUCCCCAGGAUGUUUUGAAUACAUCUUCCUCUUCUUUAGGCGAUGACAUGAGACUGGCUAGUGAGAAGAGCAACCUGCAGAGUUUUGAUUCUGGUUGUUUUAGCCAAGAGGUCAUUGACCUUAGUGAUAACGAGAUAGACUCAAGUAGUCAGAAUUUGACUUUAUCUGGUACUUCAAAGAAUUUAGGUAAACCAUCAUGUCGAGUGUCUGGGUUAUCCCGUGGCAAGAAGAAUAAACCUUCAACCAAACCAGCCAAAAGGUCAUCAGGUGUCACAGGACAAAGGUCAAUAAUGGAUCUGAUGAGCCAGUUUCAGUAUAAAAGAGUGGCUGCAAUAAAUAAUAGCCAAGAAUGAUGCUGGGGAAAGUCACAAGAAACUGUUACAGCCAUCAACUCAAGGCAUCAGAUCAUUGAACAAUCUCCUGACUACACAAUAACUAUUGUUAUAGCUUGUUGUUAUCAUAUUGUGCCACCAUAUUGUUGACCCAAUGUUACUGUACCAUAUUCAUUGUUUUUAUGUAUUUUAUGCAUUUGAAAUGUGUUCAAAAACUGGGCAUUAACUUGUUUAAGUCAAAUCUUUUAAAAUUUUACUUUUUAAUUAUUUUUUAUAAGAAAAUAUUUUUUUCUUAGCCCUCAUUUGUGGGACUGAUUGUUGAAAUAAAUAACCUCGCUUUGCAAUAAGCAAUGUAUUGAUGUCAAAAUGUU